Raphanus sativus (radish) is the source of this 1239-nucleotide messenger RNA. RefSeq names its product probable glucan endo-1,3-beta-glucosidase BG3. The transcript has 2 exons. Gene Ontology annotation, biological process: carbohydrate metabolic process. Gene Ontology annotation, molecular function: hydrolase activity, hydrolyzing O-glycosyl compounds. The record is from RefSeq and is a predicted model, not a curated record. Gene Ontology annotation, cellular component: cell wall; plasma membrane. The coding region runs from base 65 to 1090 and encodes 341 amino acids. NCBI's taxonomy places the organism in Eukaryota, Viridiplantae, Streptophyta, Magnoliopsida, Brassicales, Brassicaceae.
UAUGGCUUUAACCAUCUAAGCAUACAAAACUCGAAAUUAUAAGAUCAUCUUUAAUUCUUAUUUCAUGAAGAUGUCUAGUGAUCAAUCGAGGUUCUUAGCCUCACUACCACUGUUAUUGCUUCUUCUCAGCUUCUUAAUGACUUCCUUAUUCGACACGGCAGCUGCGCAAAUCGGAGUGUGCUACGGGAGAAUAGGAAACAACUUGCCACGUCCGGCUGAUGCGGUGGCUCUUUACCGGAACCGUAACAUCCGUCGCAUGCGGCUUUACGAUCCCAACCAAGAGGUUCUGUCCGCUCUACGUGGCUCUAACAUCGACCUUCUGCUCGAUGUUCCCAACCCUGAUCUCCAGCGUAUCGCCUCCAGUCAAGCGGAAGCUGACACGUGGGUCCGCAACAACGUCCGCAACUUCAACGGCGUAAGGUUCCGCUACAUCUCGGUCGGGAACGAGGUGCAACCCUCGGACCCAACCUCGAGGUUUGUCCUCCCCGCCAUGCAGAACAUCGAUAGAGCGGUUUCAGGCCUCGGGAUCAAGGUCUCCACAGCUAUAGACACCAGAGGCAUUAGUGGGUUUCCUCCUUCGAGCGGGACGUUUACACCGGAAUUUAGAAACUUCAUUGCGCCAGUGAUAGGUUUCUUGGUAAGCAAGCAAUCUCCUCUGCUUGUGAAUGUCUACCCUUACUUCAGCUACAUCAACAACAUGAGAGACAUCCGUUUGGACUAUGCUCUGUUCACUUCACCGUCCACUGUAGUCAAUGAUGGGUCCAACGCAUACAGAAACCUCUUCCACGCACUCGUAGACACUGUUUAUGCGGCAUUGGAGAAAACAGGAGGAGGAUCGGUGGAGAUCGUGGUUUCCGAGAGUGGUUGGCCGACAGCUGGAGGAACCGCGACAAAUGUGGAUAAUGCAAGGACUUAUGUGAACAACUUGAUACAAACUGUGAAGAGUGGAUCUCCUAGAAGACAAGGGAGACCUAUCGAGACUUAUAUAUUCGGUAUGUUCGAUGAGAAUCAGAAGAGUCCUGAGUUUGAAAAGUUCUUUGGACUCUUUCUUCCCAAUCAACAGCCCAAGUAUGGCGUCAAUUUCAACUAAUAUCCUCGAAGACACUUCAUUAUAGUGAUAUGAACUGAUGAAUGGAAUUCGAGGGCUUGUAUUGAUAAGGAUUCCAAAAGUGGGAAACAUGUAACAAUAAUAAGAAAUAAUGAGAAAAGAAAAUUAAUAAAAUUGUAAUAUUAAACCAA